GGCAGGUGGAGCUAGUGUUCUGUAGUAUGGCCCCUCUGCGGUUCUCAAAGCCGUUUGCAUUUCCUGAAACCGGAUCUCCUGGGUGUCAGAGCAGCCUCCGGGUCCCAGGCUUCUCGGCCAUGGCCCUCCGUAAGGAGCUGCUCAAAUCCAUCUGGUACGCCUUCACAGCCCUGGAUGUGGAGAAGAGCGGCAAGGUCUCCAAGUCCCAGCUCAAGGUCUUGUCCCACAACUUGUACACGGUGCUCCACAUCCCUCAUGACCCCGUGGCACUGGAGGAGCACUUUCGGGAUGAUGACGAUGGCCCAGUCUCCAGCCAGGGUUACAUGCCCUAUCUCAACAAGUACAUCCUGGACAAGGUGGAAGAGGGGGCUUUUGUCAAGGAACAUUUUGAUGAGCUGUGCUGGACUCUGACGGCUAAGAAGAACUAUCAGCCCAACCGAAACGGGAAUAGCACAUUAUCCAAUCAGGAUGCUUUCCGACUCUGGUGCCUCUUCAACUUCCUGUCUGAGGACAAGUAUCCCCUCGUCAUGGUACCCGAUGAGGUAGAAUACCUCCUGAAGAAGGUCCACAGCAGCAUGAGCCUAGAGCUGGGAUUUGGGGAGCUAGAAGAGCUGCUGACCCAGGAGGGCCAAUCUCCAGGUGGGCUGAGUGUCUGGCAGUUCCUGGAACUCAUCAACUCGGGCCGCUGCCUGCGUGGUGUGGCCCAAGACACGCUCAGCAUGGCCAUCCAUGAGGUCUACCAGGAGCUCAUCCAAGAUGUGCUUAAGCAGGGUUACCUGUGGAAGAGGGGCCAUCUGAGGCGCAACUGGGCGGAGCGGUGGUUCCAGCUAUUGCCAGGCAGCCUAUGUUACUAUGGGAGUGAGGAGUGUAAGGAAAAGAGGGGUACUAUUCUCUUGGACACCCAGUGCUGUGUGGAGGUGCUGCCGGACCGGGACGGGAAACGCUGCAUGUUCUGCGUGAAGACGGCGACGCGCACGUAUGAGAUGAGCGCUGCGGACACCCGCCAGCGCCAGGAGUGGACCGCAGCCAUCCAGACGGCCAUCCGGCUGCAGGCCGAGGGAAAGACCUCCCUGCACAAGGACCUGAAGCAGAAGCGCAGGGAGCAGCGCGAGCAGCGGGAGCGGCGCCGGCUGGCCAAGGAGGAGGAGAUGCUGCGGCUGCAGCAUCUGCAGGAGGAGAAGGAGAGGAAGCUGCAGGAGCUGGAGCUGCUGCAGGAGGCGCAGAGGCAGGCCGAGCGGCUGCUGCAGGAGGAGGGGGAGCGGAGGCGCAGCCAGCACCGCGAGCUGCAGCAAGCCCUGGAGGAGCAGCUGCGCGAGGCGGAGCAGGCCCGAGCCUCCAUGCAGGCAGAGAUGGAGAUGAAGGAAGAAGAGGCUAUCAGGCAGCGACAGCGUAUCUCUGAGCUGGAGGAGAUGCAGCAGAGGCUACAGGAGGCUCUGCAGCUGGAGGUGAAGGCUCGCCGGGAUGAGGAGUCCAUGCGCUAUGCCCAGACCAGGCUUUUGGAGGAGGAAGAGGAGAAGCUGCGGCAGCUGGUGCGGCUGAAGGAGGAGCAGGAGCGUUAUAUCGAGCAGGCUCAACAGGAGAAGCAAGAAUUGCAGCAGGAGAUGGAGAUCCAGAGUCGCUCUUUGCAGCAGGCCCAGCAGCAGCUGGAGCAGGUGCGGCAGAACCGGCAGCGGGCGGACGAGGACGUGGAGGCGGCCCAGCGGAAGCUUCGCCAGGCCAGCACCAAUGUCAAGCACUGGAAUGUUCAGAUGAGCCGACUCAUGCACCCGAUCCGGCCUGGAGACAAGCGUCCUCCCACCAGCAGCUCCUUCCCUGGCUUCCAGCCUCCACUGCUAGCCCGGCAAGACUCCUCUCUGAAGCGCCUGUCCCGUUGGGGAUCCCGGGAUAGUGAGACACCCACAACCAACAGUUGUGAGACCCAGGAUCCCCUGAAUAAAGGGGAUAAAUCCUCUACCCUUGCCCCCACCUCUCAGGAAGAAGAGCGGCUCAAUUUGGAAUCGACCAACUAGCCUCCUGAAGACCCUCUGCCAUGGCUUACACAGCUGGACUGUUGAUGAAACCAGCCAUCUGCUAGAAGAAAUCAUUGAGGCCAGGAUGUCCAGGGCUUCUAUGCCCUCAAAUUCUCUACCAGUCCACAGAAGGUUCAGGUACACCUUUUCCAUGUGGCUUCUGGCCUCAGACAAUUGAGGGCCCUCAGGAUACUGAUCUUUGACUUAACCCUAAGAGCCUGCCAAUGAAAGCUGAGACAGGGGACCAGAGCGGGGAGCCAGGAGCUCUCUGCCCCCUCCUAUCCACCUACUUCAUUCCUCCAGGCUGUCAAUAUGAUGGAUUUGUUCAUGUACAAUUCUAAAUAAAACAUAUCCUUAGAAUUCA
This is a messenger RNA of Trichosurus vulpecula (common brushtail), 2373 nucleotides long. It is a transcript of the gene DEF6, whose product is annotated as DEF6 guanine nucleotide exchange factor. NCBI's taxonomy places the organism in Eukaryota, Metazoa, Chordata, Mammalia, Diprotodontia, Phalangeridae. Bases 27 to 2009 code for a protein of 660 amino acids. The transcript is spliced from 11 exons. Gene Ontology annotation, cellular component: cytoplasm; nucleus. The record is from RefSeq and is a predicted model, not a curated record.